Molecule: messenger RNA, 6581 nt
Organism: Trichosurus vulpecula (common brushtail)
Lineage: Eukaryota; Metazoa; Chordata; Mammalia; Diprotodontia; Phalangeridae
Gene: PRDM10
Product: PR/SET domain 10
Exons: 22
Coding region: 169-3645 (1158 amino acids)
Biological process (GO): regulation of gene expression
Cellular component (GO): nucleus
Molecular function (GO): protein binding
Source: RefSeq, a predicted model, not a curated record
AACGGAUCGGGGACCCACCGGCUAGUUGGCUCCCCUCACCCCACAUCGUGUACGCUAAAGGCGGAUCACUGGACCUUCCAUGAUUUAAAUGUACGGCAGUCCAAUGAGGCUUCUGUGCCUAAUGUCCCUCUAGGGGCCAGCUGUCCUGGAGUUACCAAAAGCAGUGAAAUGGACCCCAAAGCCGAAGGGUCGCAGGUGUGGUCUCCAUCUGCUGAACAUGAACAGAACACUGCCCAGGUGCACUUUGUUCCUGAAGGUGGAACAGUAGCUCAGAUUGUGUAUGGUGAUGAUCAGGACCGUCCAUCCCAGCAGGUGGUUUACACAGCAGAUGGGGCUUCUUAUACUUCAGUGGAUGCUCCAGAGCACACCCUAGUUUAUAUUCAUCCUGUGGAAGCCACACAGACUCUGUUUACAGACCCAGGUCAGGUGACUUAUGUCCAGCAGGAUGCCACAGCUCAGCAGGCCUCAUUGCCGGUCCAUAAUCAGGUGUUACCUCCUAUGGAGGGUGUGGAUGGGUCCGAUCCUUUAGCACCUCUGCAGAACCCCAUGGGUAGAUUGGAGGCAAAAGAAGAAGAAGAUGAAGAUGAGGAUGAGGAUGAAGAGGAGGAAGAGGGUGAAGACACAGACAUGGAUGACUGGGAGCCAGAUCCGCCUCGGCCCUUUGACCCUCAUGAUUUAUGGUGUGAAGAGUGCAAUAAUGCACAUUCUUCAGUUUGCCCGAAGCAUGGGCCCUUACAUCCCAUCCCCAAUCGGCCAGUCCUUACCAGAGCAAGAGCCAGUCUGCCUCUGGUACUCUACAUAGACCGAUUCCUAGGAGGAGUGUUUUCUAAAAGACGCAUUCCCAAACGUACCCAGUUUGGUCCUGUGGAGGGGCCCCUUGUCACACAAUCAGAACUGAAAGACUGUUAUAUUCAUCUAAAGGUUUCCCUUGAGAAGGGGGACAGGAAAGACAGGGACAUGCACGAAGACCUGUGGUUUGAGUUGUCUGAUGAAGCACUUUGUAACUGGAUGAUGUUUGUACGUCCAGCACAGAAUCACUUGGAACAGAACCUGGUGGCUUACCAAUACGGUCACCAUGUUUAUUAUACAACGAUAAAGAAUGUAGAACCCAAACAGGAGCUCAAGGUGUGGUAUGCUGCGUCCUAUGCUGAGUUUGUAAACCAGAAGAUCCAUGACAUUUCUGAGGAGGAAAGAAAAGUUCUUAGAGAGCAAGAGAAGAACUGGCCUUGCUAUGAAUGCAAUCGUCGAUUCAUCAGCUCAGAGCAACUUCAGCAACACCUCAAUUCCCAUGAUGAGAAGCUGGACUUCUUUAGCAGAGCAAGAGGCAGAGGCAGGGGGAGAGGCAAGAGGAGGUUUGGCCCAGGACGACGGCCAGGUCGGCCUCCAAAAUUCAUGCGCUUGGAAGUGACCAAUGAAAAUGGCGAAAAGUGUGAGGAAGGAACACAGGACUUGCUGCCUUUCUCCAGCAAGGGGUUGGAAAAGUUUGAUGAGGAUGGACAAGCUCCAUUGAAUGGGCUGGACCAGCAGGAACAGACCCCUGUGCCGAUUCCUCAACUGCCACCUGAAACACAGCCUGCUUUGGAACAUCCGCCAGAAACUCACCCAGUGCACCUGCAGCCCCAACACGAAGAGAACGCAGUGCCUACCCAGAGCACUAUGACGGCCGAUGAUAUGCGCCGAGCCAAACGCAUCCGGAAUGCGGCUCUUCAGCAUCUGUUUAUUAGAAAAUCCUUCCGGCCUUUUAAGUGCUUGCAAUGUGGAAAGGCAUUCCGAGAAAAGGACAAGCUGGAUCAACACCUGCGCUUCCAUGGCCGGGAAGGGAACUGCCCUUUGACCUGUGACAUCUGUAACAAAGGUUUCAUCAGCAGCACCUCCCUGGAGAGCCACAUGAAGUUCCACUCAGAUCAGAAGACUUAUUCUUGCAUCUUCUGUCCAGAAUCCUUUGACCGCUUGGAUUUGCUGAAAGAUCAUGUAGCUAUUCAUAUCAAUGAUGGCUAUUUCACCUGCCCAACGUGUAAGAAGCGCUUUCCAGAUUUCAUUCAGGUGAAGAAACAUGUACGCAGUUUCCACUCAGAAAAGAUUUACCAGUGCACAGAGUGUGACAAGGCCUUCUGCCGUCCUGACAAACUGCGGCUCCACAUGCUCCGACAUUCGGACAGGAAAGAUUUCCUGUGCUCUACCUGUGGAAAGCAGUUUAAGCGAAAAGACAAACUACGGGAGCAUAUGCAAAGGAUGCACAACCCUGAGAGAGAAGCCAAGAAGGCUGAUCGCAUCAGCCGCUCCAAGACCUUCAAGCCUCGAAUUGCCUCCACGGACUAUGACAGCUUCACGUUCAAGUGUCGUUUAUGCAUGAUGGGCUUCCGGAGACGAGGCAUGCUGGUGAACCAUUUAUCAAAGAGGCACCCAGAUAUGAAGAUAGAAGAAGUGCCUGAGUUAACUCUGCCCAUCAUCAAACCCAACCGUGAUUAUUUCUGUCAGUAUUGUGAUAAGGUUUACAAAAGUGCUAGCAAGCGGAAAGCCCACAUCUUGAAGAACCAUCCGGGAGCUGAGCUCCCUCCAAGCAUCCGGAAACUUCGUCCUGCUGGCCCUGGAGAACCAGACCCUAUGCUGAGCACCCAUACUCAGCUGACUGGCACAAUAGCUACUCCUCCUGUCUGCUGCCCCCACUGCUCCAAGCAGUACAGUAGCAAGACCAAGAUGGUACAGCACAUCAGAAAGAAGCAUCCUGAGUUUGCCCAGCUCCCUAAUACAAUACACGCUCCACUAACAACAGCCGUAAUCAGUGCCACCCCUGCCGUUUUAACCACCGAUAGUGCAACUGGGGAGACUGUAGUGACAACAGACCUGCUGACCCAAGCAAUGACAGAACUGUCUCAGACCCUUACAACAGAUUAUCGAACCCCACAGGGGGACUACCAGAGAAUUCAGUAUAUCCCUGUAUCGCAGUCUACAACUGGUCUGCAGCAACCUCAGCAUAUACAGCUUCAGGUGGUGCAAGUAGCCCAGGCCACUUCACCCCAUCAGUCUCAGCAUUCGACAGUGGAUGUUGGUCAGCUCCAUGACCCUCAGACAUAUACCCAACAUGCCAUUCAGGUGCAGCACAUCCAGGUCGCUGAGCCUACCACCCCAGCUCCAUCUUCAUCCCAGGUAGCUGGUCAGCCAUUGAGUCCAUCUGCUCAGCAGUCUCAGCAAGGGCUUAGCCCCUCUCAUAUGCAAGCCAACUCUUCAGCACAAGGGCAGACUCUCCAGCAGCAGCAACAACAGAGUUCCUCAGUUCAGCACACAUAUCUGCCUAAUACCUGGAGCUCCUUCCGUAGCUAUCCAUCUGAGCUCCAAAUGAUGGCCAUUCCUCAGGGUCAGUAUGUGAUUGCAGAGACAGCUGUCACCACUCCUGUUACCACUGUGAAUACUGGCCAAGUGAAAGCAGUUACUCAGACUCAUUUUGUGAUAUCAGAAGGUCAGCCAGAAAUAGAAGAAAAGCAAACCUCUGCCCUCUCCAGUGGAGUCCAGGUGGGCGUUUCACAGCCAUCCACACAUGCUGAUGCCUUGGAGAGCCAAACGACUAACCCACCACAAACCACCCAGUACAUCAUCACGACCACCAACGGGAAUGGAAACAGUGAAGUGCACAUUACUAAAACUUAACCUUUGUCCCUGGAGUUGGAAUCAAGCAGUCCCAUCGUGUCUCCUGACUACCACUUAGCAAAUCUCAAACUUGGAAUUCUUUUUAAUUUAUUAUUUACUCCAGAGUUUUGAAGCUAGGAGUUUUGAAAUUCUUGCUAGGAGGUUGACUUUAUAGCUGCAGUCAUCACAAAAAUGGAUUUAACUCUUAGGACUCCAUAGACAUACUGCCACGUAUGUAACAGGCCAAAUGUUUCAGGGAAGCUGUCCAGAGCAAAGGAGUUUUGCAGCAGGAGAAAAUACAGAAACUUUGGCUUGUUUCUGAGUUGAUUUUGACACACUUGACAAGCCUUACUUUUCCUUUGUGGAAGUACUUAAAUAGCAUAUUUAUUGUAUUCAUACCAAAGGGGGAAAGAACCUGCCACAUUAAUGACUGUUGGCAGAACAUGCCCUGUACCUUCCCAGCAUCGAUGCUACAAGACAAGGGGCAUUUUGCAGACUUGUUAGAGGUCAGAGCUGCUUCAUCUUCUGGUUUCAAGUCCUCUUCGGGCUGUAAACAAGGGAGUCUAGUAAGUAACAAAGAUCAAUUGGUGAAUACCACUGGCUAAUUGGUGGAAGUAUAGAAAGACUUGACAGUAGAGCCUUGAAGGAACUCUUGUUUUAAUUAUUCUCCUGACUGUCUUUUUUCACUUCCCCUUGGAAAACCGUUGGCUUGUUGGUAGUCUUCCACCCAGCCUGGAUUAUCCUGGCUUAGCUGACUGGGUACCAUAGUCUGCCCUGGUGGUACUGAGCCUCUCUUCUACCUAGCAUCAGGACACUUGUCUUAUUGCCGGGAAGGUGGGUUUCCUGCAAAAAUAAAGUCCAGUAGUAGUACUUUAACCCUACAGAAGUGCUUUGCCUUCCAUUCUGCAGUUAUGGUUGUGUCAGGAAGGGAGCAAAGAUAAAGGCAGAAUUGUCAAAAACUGUUGGAUGGUUUUACAGUGAUUUCAGUGCCUUUUCAGUGCCCAUAAGGAUCCAUUUCCUGGUCAUUGGUGAAGGAUGGAUUCUUUCUUUCCUCAAUCCAGCUGUACAAUCAACUAGCUGUUCACAGAAAUGCAUUGCGUUUUCAUCCUUUUUAGUGCUGUCUUAAAACGAACAUUCAUUCAUGAAGGUUGGAGGGAAAGUUGGCCAUCCUAAUUUCCUACACAUUUCACUUUCAAUUUACUGUAAUUCUUUUGGACGUUUUUGUUGAAUGACCAACUUUGGACUCAGGAAAAGUAAAAAAUGUCAGGGGACCACUAGUAAUAAAUACAUUAAGGUAAUCACCAGGAAACAUUUGAUCACCUGAUGUUUGCAUAUAGACUAAACUGUUAUUUUUGACAUGGGAGGAAAAAAUAAAAACAAAACCUGUGUCUUGAUGACAGUUUUUCUUGCAUUUGCUCCUGUUCAGGAGUCUUACUUGGGGUUAAAUAGAAUAUGAUAUUGAUAGGGAGAGUGAUUUUAUUUUAAAAAGUCAUUCCAGGAGUUGUGUGUAUAAAUCUAUUUCUGAAAUCAGAAUGUCUUAGCAGUCCUUUGUGACACAACUACUGACAGAUUUUUGUGAAUAAUUAUCCUUCAGUAGACUCUAUAUUACUUUCCAGAACAGAGAAGUUAUACCUUAAAAUAGAGGUAACUAAAUGAAGUUGCAGUUUGGUCACCCUGUGACUUCCUGGAUAUGUCUGGCACUACAAACUGUUAGAAAACUGAGCAGCUAGUUUGCUUAGGUCAAAUUACUUGGUGCCAAGGAAACCUUCUGGAUGACAGACAAUUUGGUAAAUAUUUUCAAAUAAACUUGCAAAUGUAGAUUUAUACUUACUCAAUAUAAUUAUUCCUGAAAGCUGAGGAUUUGGUAAAUUUGUAAAAAUAGGAAGUCUAGGGUUUCUGAGGGUAUCAGAGGUGCAGUAUUAGUCUUUUCAAAUGGAAAUAUUGGUUAAAUGCCAGUUUUGCACAGUCACAAAAAUUCAGUGAUCACACACACAUGAUUAUGCUGUCUAGCAAGACCAUAUCUGAAGGUUGCAGACUUACUAUAGAUUCAAUUUUAGGUUCUAUAACUGAAGUUUGACCUUUCUGAUCACUUAUUAAUUUUAUUGCAAGCAGAGUAUUGUUUUUCAUCACUUCCCCAUCCCCACCCCCAAACCAAAAGUAGAAAUUUUCAUUGGCUAAAAUUGAAAACCAUCACUGAAUGGUAUGUUCGUUCUAUGCCAGUUUUUUUCUUCUUCAAGUUUUAGAUUACUCAGACAAGGAGGAAAACAUUGUGGAAAGGGUCUUGUCUUUCUUUUACUGAGGUGCUUAUCCUUUUGUGGAAUCACAGAGGAAUUCCAAACUAUUUCGUGUAUUAUUAACAUGUGGUGCAGGUGGCAAUCAAACCAAAUAACAUUCCCUUAAGACCAACUCUUCUGCUUAUUGGUCCAUUCCAGUGGACUUAGUUUUGAGAAGAUGGGAGACAGUAAAAGACCUAGGAGACCCAGUUCAGAAAACCCCUAUACCCAGGAUUUACAUUGUAGCCACUUUCAAACCUUGACACUGUAGGAGCUGCAGUGUGAAAAUUUAAAGGGAGGUUCCAUUGGGAUUUUGGAUUAUUUUCUUUGUUUAUUUAAUUGUGCCCACAUGAAUAAACAUUUUCAUCAUGUAAAAAUACUGCUGACACAUAAAAACUUAGGGUUAGACCUUGUUUGAGUGAUUUUUAAGACCUGGGAUGACCAUGCCAGGUACUCAUCAUAUGCCUCCAAGGACCUAGAGGCUCUUUGCUUAACAGGAUCUUCUUCCAAGAACUGCUAAGACAUCUAGGGCUAAAUGGCAUUUCACAAUAUGCUAAAGCUGACCUACUGGUUGAAAAUAACCCUGUCCUGUUAUUUAAGCGUGAAUGUUUAUUGUACAUUCGGUGAGUUAUAGUGUUAAUAGUCUUGUGCUAUCCAGCAGGUGUAAAAUUAAUAAAUAUUUUC